GUGUUUUUACCCUUUUUUUUUUCCCCUAUACGCGUCUCACCCAGUCGCCCGACCGGCCUCCUCUCCUGGCCACGGCGACGCCUCCUCCCCCGGCCACGCCGCGAAUACCUUGGGUCUCUGCAAUAGUCCAAUACCGAUCUGCGGCAGCUACUCUGCUCGUGGAGGAGAGCCGCCGCCGGAAGCCGGAAGGCCGGGUAGCGCCAUGUCGGCGCUAUUCAACUUCAAUUCGUUCCUGACCGUGGUGCUGCUGGUGAUCUGCACCUGUACCUACAUCAAGAUCCAGUUCCCCGCCAUCCUCAACGACCGCACCGGAUUCCGUGGUUUCUUUUGGAAAGCAGCCAGAAUAGGUGAACGCUUAAGCCCGUGGGUAGCUCUUGGGUGCUUUGCCAUGGGGAUAUCCACUAUUUUCUUCUGAGGCCUUCAUGAUUUUAAUCCAGGCUGCAGAAGAUUUGUAGGAAGAACAGUGUGAUUAUUAUUGCAUUGUUUUUUGUGUUUUUGGAGGAGCUUUUGUUUCAAUUUUAGCUGGGAUGUGGAGAUACGAGUCUGGCAAGUGCCAGUUGUUACUCUCAGGGUGGUGCCCUUGUCAGGAAAGAAGUGAUACUAUGGUUGCACCAUUUAAUGGUUAUGUUGUGUAUUGAACUGUUUAUGUGCACAUGGCAUGUUCAGAAAAUGCUUAAAUGCUCCUAACAGGAUAUUGCUAUUUCUCAGAUUCUGCUUAAUGCUAUAUGGAUGCGCAGGUUUGCUGCACUGUCAGCAUAAUUGAGCAGUUAAA
Messenger RNA from Oryza sativa Japonica Group (Japanese rice), 772 nucleotides. RefSeq lists its product as uncharacterized. NCBI's taxonomy places the organism in Eukaryota, Viridiplantae, Streptophyta, Magnoliopsida, Poales, Poaceae. The record is from RefSeq and is a predicted model, not a curated record. Gene Ontology annotation, biological process: protein secretion; intracellular transport.